Messenger RNA from Arachis duranensis, 1242 nucleotides. Its product is annotated as D-glycerate 3-kinase, chloroplastic-like. The transcript is spliced from 11 exons. The annotation marks the transcript as partial. Gene Ontology annotation, cellular component: cytoplasm. The record is from RefSeq and is a predicted model, not a curated record. Gene Ontology annotation, biological process: photorespiration. Lineage: Eukaryota; Viridiplantae; Streptophyta; Magnoliopsida; Fabales; Fabaceae.
AUGGCCGCAAACGAUACGGCAAUCGGAGCUCGGACGGAGAAGUUAUGGGAUUUGGAAAGUAACGUAAGGGUUUCGGUGAAGUUUUCGUUCUUCCCUCCCCUGGAAGCUGAAAGCUUCGUUUUUGUUGGAAUGAAAGGGACGAAGGGCUUAGGUUCACUUAAAAGGGCUGGUUUGGUUGGAUUGACAGCUCGGUUUGGGUCCGGUUCAACCGGUUCGGCUGCUUUUCUGUCAGCUUUGGUUGGAUCAGAGGUUGCAUAUUCUGCUACACAAGAUACAGUGGCAACUCUCUCGGAGGCUUACGAAACAACUAAAAAUCAUCGAUCAUUCCCAAAAAACACAUCACUACAAGAAAGUGAAGAAUUUAACUUAUUAACUCAUUUUUCUCAGUAUAAUGUUGGCUUUGUUUUUGAUGCAAAAGCAGGCAGUGGAAAUUCAUGGUUGCAACACGAUUUUAAUUCAACAAAUAUUUCUGGCAUCAAUGAAUAUAGGCAAGGUCCUUUAUAUUCUGUAUUCCCUAUGAAACUGGCUCAAGUUUCCUCUGUGCAGAACCUUUUUGAGUUUAUAUGCUCAGGGCCUUUGCUAGAAAAAAUAGGUGUGACUGCAGAGAUGGUUGCAGAGUACAUAGAUAAGUGGUUGUUAUACGGUCGGCUGCUAUCUCAAUUGUUUCAGUUGAACGAGUUGUACUUAACGGUGCCUCAAAAAGCUAGGAUCUAUCAAUAUUAUAUACCGGUCUUCCUCUGGUGUGAAGAUCAGAUUAAGCAACAUUGGUCGACAUUCAAAAAUGAAGAAGAUGUACCUCCUUUAGUGAUUGGAUUUAGUGCUCCCCAAGGUUGUGGAAAGACGACCCUUGUCUUUGCUCUUGAUUAUCUUUUUCAGAAGACUGGCAGGAAGUCGGCAACAAUAUCUAUAGAUGACUUUUAUUUGACGGCUGAAGGUCAGGGUAAACUAAGAGACGCUAAUCUGGGAAAUUCCCUUCUUGAGUUCCGAGGAAAUGCAGGAAGCCAUGAUCUUCCUUUGUCUGUUGAAACCUUAACAGCUCUGUCCAAAUUCACAAGAGAAGGUAUGAAGAUAAAGCCACCUCGAUAUGACAAAUCUGCAUUCAAUGGAAGAGGCGACCGUGCUGAUCCUUCAACUUGGCCAGAGGUCGAAGGACACCUUACGGUUGUGUUAUUUGAGGGUUGGAUGCUCGGCUUCAAGCCUCUUCCUACGGAAUUUGUGAAGGCUAUUGAUCUUCAGGUCAGA